UGCUGUAUGUGGAGGCUAGUUAGUCAGGGAUUGCAUGCAGGCAGCCUCCCAUCUUAAUACUCCAUUAUCAGAGAGAGCGAGAGAGAGAGAGAUGAGGGCUGUGACUCAGGGAAGCAGAUCUGGCUGUACGGUAGAGACACUAGAGAGAUAGACAUGCAGAAGACUGUUCUGUGUUCGUUUUAGGAGAAUGUGCCACAGCUCAUAGCAGAAAAUGGCGAUUCUAGCACAGUUCCCCAGCUAAGGCAGGCAAGGGAGCAGACAGACAGACAGCGCUCACGUCACAAACUGGAUCAUGGUUUUAAGGUGGACCAGAAGAUGUAGCUGAGGACGACAGGCUGACAGAAGGCUGAAGACACUAGAGAAGGUUCUCAGGUGCUUCCUCCGGAGAGAGGGGGAGGGGAGGGAGGGGUGGGGGGUUUGGUCCCUUGGAGCACCACCUCCAGAGCUUCACCAUGUCCAAGAAGUGGCCCGGGGGGGCCGGGGGCCGAGGCAAGAUGGAGAGGGCCGAUACGUUGGCGGCCCUGCAGGCUGCCAAUGAAGAUCUGAGGGCCAAACUCACAGACAUCCAGAUCGAACUGCAGCAGGAGAAAAGCAAGGUUAGUAAGCUGGAGAGAGAGAAGAGCCAUGAGGUGAGACAUGAGCAACACAAGUCUACAGUGGUGGUGACUGAGCUGAAGGCCAAGCUCCACGAGGAGAAGACUAAGGAGCUCCAGGGGCUCAGGGAGACGCUGCUACGGACCCACGAGCUGGAGCUGAUGAGGGUUAUCAAGAUCAAAGACGGAGAGAUCCAAAGACUACAGGCGCUGGUUUAUGCGCUGCGAGAUGGAUCCACAGACAAGGUGAAGACGGCUCUGUUUGCAGAGGCGCGUGAGGAGGCCAGGCGUGGUUUUGAGGGGGACAGGAGCAGACUACAGCAGGAGAUCUAUGAGCUGAAAGGCAUGAAGAGACAGAUGGAGGAAGCUCUGAACUUGGCCGUCCAGGCAGACAAGACCAAGGCUGCUGAGAUACGGUCCAUUUAUCAUGUACACCAGGAGGAGAUCACCCGCAUCAAGAGGGAGUGUGAGAGGGAGAUACGCAGACUGGUGAGAGGGAUUUAUACUCUUCAUCACACACACAUACAU
Molecule: messenger RNA, 1121 nt
Organism: Oncorhynchus keta (chum salmon)
Lineage: Eukaryota; Metazoa; Chordata; Actinopteri; Salmoniformes; Salmonidae
Product: janus kinase and microtubule-interacting protein 3-like
Exons: 4
Molecular function (GO): microtubule binding; kinase binding
Source: RefSeq, a predicted model, not a curated record